AUGACUGCUGAAUCCUUUCCUCUCGGUUACUUUUAUAUUAUCUCUAAACUUAACGGACUUGCCGUAGACCUUGACCUGUCUGAACCACCUACCGCUGGUACAAAACUUAUUACUGUUACCAAGAAAGAAAGCAAGCCUGAACGCGACAGUCAACUUUGGAUCCAUCAAAAUGGUUUUUUGACAAACAAACUGAGUGGUCUUGUCAUGGAUAUCGGAAAAUCCAAAAAGUUCAUUGACAUCUUUACUGGUCAUCAACAUCUUUAUGUUGAUGUCAUGAAGCAAGAAGAAGACGCAAAUGAUCAACGCUUUGGCUAUGAUCCUAAACAUGGCUAUAUCUAUACUCUGCUUGAGCCUGACCAAGUAGUUGAUAUUCGCAAGAAGCAAGUAGAAGAAGGGGGUACCAUGAUGAUCUAUGAAAAGAACCCAGUACUUGAAGAAGGCCUGAACCAACUCUGGACACUUCAGCUGGCUGAUCCUCCUGUCGUCUUGGACUCUUCUGAUGAUGAUGAAGACGACAGUAAGCGUGCUCGUUUCACUGCCUGGUUUGGCAGUUGGUUCGGAUGGGACGAUAAGAAGCGCGAAGUCUUGCAAGAAAAAGAUCUGGAAAAAGCACAUGAAAAAGUGUACAAGAAGAACAAGUCUCAUUUGAGUUAUGAGAUUAUUGCUGGUGCUGUUGCUGUCCAGGCAGUCAAGAUGUACAUGGAUCAACAAGAAGCUAAUGGCGAAGAAGUUCGUUUUAAGGGAGCCAAGGAAAUCAUUGCGGCCUUUGCUGCUAAAGAAAUGGUCAAGAUGUUUAUGGAGCGCGGUACAGAUGAUGACGAUGAUGACGAUGACGAAGAACAAAAGGUAAAGAAGCAAACCUUACUUCAAAAGAUGGCAUCUUCUGCUGCUGUCAACUAUUUCGAAACCAAAUGUAAAUAA
This is a messenger RNA of Gilbertella persicaria, 921 nucleotides long. RefSeq lists its product as uncharacterized. The transcript is spliced from 5 exons. NCBI's taxonomy places the organism in Eukaryota, Fungi, Mucoromycota, Mucoromycetes, Mucorales, Choanephoraceae. The record is from RefSeq and is a predicted model, not a curated record. The coding region runs from base 1 to 921 and encodes 306 amino acids.